Mytilus californianus (California mussel) is the source of this 1918-nucleotide messenger RNA. RefSeq names its product tyrosinase-like protein 2. The transcript has 3 exons. The record is from RefSeq and is a predicted model, not a curated record. The coding region runs from base 9 to 1841 and encodes 610 amino acids. Lineage: Eukaryota; Metazoa; Mollusca; Bivalvia; Mytilida; Mytilidae. Gene Ontology annotation, molecular function: oxidoreductase activity.
ACCCUAAUAUGGUGGCGAAUGCUUUCCUGUGCCUAAUCAGUAUUGUGAUACAACAAACACAAGCAUCUAUUAAAACAAUCUACUGUCCACCAAAAUAUAACAAAUGUCUAAGUGAGAGAAGUAGCAAUGCCAGACCAAAAGACGUACCAGGAGAAGAAAUUGUCAGUUAUUGCAUCAAUCAGUUUUUAUGGGAAGAUCCUCCAUUUGACUAUAAGAAAGAUUCUAAAGUCCUGGAUUUCGUAAAACAAAUGUUUGAACAAGCCAACAUGAAAAAAAAGAAGAGACCACGGUUAGUUCGGAAAGAGUAUAGAAUGCUGACAAAGAAGGAAAGAGAAGAUUACCAUGCAGCUGUAAAUAGACUAAAGAAUGAUAAGAAAAGUAUAUCGUUUAUUACAACCACGUUUAAAUUCCCAAUAUUAAGAUUAUAUGAAACUGCUUUGGGAAUGGCGUGUCCGUACUGGGAUCCAACUCUUGACAAUGAAUUAAACAAUCCAUCAGAUUCAUGUUUAUUUACGAAAAAGUUUGCAGGAAAUCCGAAUGGAAAAAUUGGGCUUCCAUAUGACAACUGGAAGCAUGAGGGAGGAGGAUAUGUAACACGCAAUGUCGGGGGUCUGGGAGGUGAAUUACUAACGAAGAAAAAUGUAUAUGAUGUUUUAUCUAGAAAACGUCACGCUCAGAUAACGAACAGUAAAAGUAGGCGCUAUUUCCUAGAGGAACUUCAUGGUAAAUGUCAUUCUUUUGUCGGCGGUAAUAUGGCAAAACUCACAACUGCACCACAGGAUCCUCUGUUCUGGAACUUGCAUGCAUUCGUUGAUUGCUGGUGGGAAAAAUUUAGACAAAAACAAAAUGCAAAUAGAAUCAAUCCAGAGAAAGAUUAUCCUUAUACCAAAAAGAAAGGACACCGACGUUACGAUUUGAUGGAUGGUUUUGGAAAAAUAACAAAUCAAGGGUUCGGCAUAUCAGACAAAUUCACCAUAUCCGAUAAAGCGAAUGAUUUUAAGAAAUUUCGAAAUAUAGAUGGGUUUUCUAACCAUUUCACUAAAGAAAUUUACCAGUGUCAAUCCUUCCCGUCUUGCAGUCGAAGUAAGCCAAGCUGUGGGUCUCCCUGGCUUGAUUGUAACAAAUCAAAAUGGGUUUGUGUUCCAAAAACAAAUAAAGCCAAUCUCAAUAGAUUGGAUUCAACUCCAAGUUUUCUAAACACGGUGCAAAAUCGAUUCGAAGUCAAUGGAAAUGCAGAUUCCAAACAAUGGGUUUAUAUAAACUGCUUGAUAGUGUUCCAACGUCCACGAAAUGUCAAGUUUAAAUCGUUUCCAAUUCACAAGGGUGUACCAUCAAACAAAAAUGAUAUAUAUUUUGAAGGGAGCAAGAACAUAACAAAAUCUAAUCCGAAGGCAUACGACAAACAUAUUACCCUUGAUUCGGGAUUCGAAAGGGUGAAUGUUCAUAUUGAAGGCACAAAUUACGACGGAAGGGCAAUCGAAUAUGCAAUUGUAGACGCUAGGUUUGGGAUAAGUGAAGCAAUGACUUAUUUACCUGUUCGGAAACCAAUGAAUCACAAAGCGACACACGUAUUGUUAACAGCAUUUGAUUCAGGUGGCAGGCUAUGCCGACCCUAUUGCAGACACAGAAGAUAUCGGAAAAAAUUUGUACCGUGUACAGGCUGCUUAAAGAUAGAUACCAGAAAACCUCGAAUGUAUAGUUAUUCUUAUGUAGAAAGUGUAUCGAAAAGAUGGAAUUUGCAUAAUACCAACGAUAAAAACUGUCCUCGUUCUAACGAUGACGGAGUGUAUAUCAAAUUCUUCUGUAAUUUUCUAGACUUGUGGCCAUGGGAAAAAGCAUGAUGCAACGAUUAUUUAUUGGAUAUUUAUCAAACAUUAGAAACAAAAAUUCAAUUUAAACUGAUAAAAAUUAUGUACUU